GAAGCCUUGUUCCCGCUUUACGCUCUUCCGACUUCUCCUGACGACGAGUGGCAAGAAAUCAGUGUUGCCCCGGAACCUACAAAACCUUUUGCUCAUACAAUUCUCGUAAAAUGUCUGCAAUUAAAGUUAGAAGUGGUGCUAAUAUUUGCGAGUCUUACAUUAUCUACUAUUCAAUCUGAAAUGCUUUUGGAUCUAAUGUAUAGAAUCGCCAAGGGUUAUCAAGGAUCGCCUGAUCUUCGGCUGACUUGGCUCGCAAACAUGGCGCAGCAGCACAUGGAAAGGAAAAAUCACACGGAAGCAGCAAUGUGUUUGGUGCACAGUGCCGCUCUGGUAGUGGAAUAUCUUCAUCUACUCGAACCUGGUGACGGCGUUCGGCCCGUAGAAGCCGUUGCUGUGAACGCCGUAACACCGAACGCUUUAGAGGAGAGCGCCGUCGGCGAUGACGUACUAAUCAGAAGGGAAGAAAAGCUUUGCUUAAACCCUGAUUUUUCAGAAAGUGGAUUGACGGGUUUUUUGGAGCACGCGCCUAGCUUUUUUCACGCAACUGGAAUGUACGAAGCUAUUCCUGACGUCUAUAGGGUGUUGCUACCUAUAGCAGAAGCUGCACAUGACUACAAUAAAUUAGCUAACAUUUACGGUAAACUUCACGAGGCAUAUACGCGUGUGGAACAAUUGGCCGGCAAGCGUGUCUUUGGGACGUACUUCAGAGUUGGUUUCUAUGGCGCCAGAUUCGGCGAUCUCGGCGGCGAAGAGUUUGUUUACAAAGAGCCAACUUUAACAAAACUUUUGGAAAUAUUCUCGAGACUCGAGAACUUUUAUGCCGAGAAAUUCGGCGCGGAGUGCAAGCUGGAACCGGACAAAGCUUAUGUACAGAUCACUUACGUGGAGCCGUAUUUCGAAGCACACGAGCUUAGACACAGACCUACAGUUUUUCAUCGGAAUUUCAACAUGAAACGAUUUGUUUAUGCGACAUCUUUUACUCCUGGUGGCAAAGCUUACGGUGAAUUAUGUGAACAGUGUAAACGGAAGACUAUAUUAACGGUGACGACACAUUUCCCAUAUCUGAAAACCAGAAAUCGAGUUGUGGCUCGAAAACAGAUAGUCCUGAGUCCCAUCGAAGUGGCAAUUGAAGACAUACAGAAGAAGACUCUCGAGGUAUUGAUCGAUUUCUCACAUCUUAAUAUUUUUACAGUACACAUGUAA
Temnothorax curvispinosus is the source of this 1203-nucleotide messenger RNA. Its product is annotated as dedicator of cytokinesis protein 7-like. The transcript is spliced from 5 exons. Gene Ontology annotation, biological process: small GTPase-mediated signal transduction; positive regulation of GTPase activity. The record is from RefSeq and is a predicted model, not a curated record. Gene Ontology annotation, molecular function: guanyl-nucleotide exchange factor activity. The annotation marks the transcript as partial. NCBI's taxonomy places the organism in Eukaryota, Metazoa, Arthropoda, Insecta, Hymenoptera, Formicidae.